GGAGCACAGUGGGUACAGAGCAGGGCAGUGCAGAUCUCCACGAGGUCUUCAGCCCAGCCAAGUCUCCACAUGGGGUCUUGCAUGGGUCUGCCUCUCAUGUGGCCUCUCCUGUGCUUCCCCCACAGGCGAGAGCCUGAGCCCGAGCCGCGGGGCAGCCAAGAGGAAGAAGAAGCAGAGGAGGAACCGCACCACCUUCAACAGCAGCCAGCUGCAGGCUCUGGAGAGGGUCUUCGAGAGGACACACUACCCCGAUGCCUUCGUGCGGGAGGAGCUGGCGAGAAGGGUCAACCUCAGCGAGGCGAGAGUCCAGGUCUGGUUUCAGAACCGGAGGGCCAAGUUUCGCCGUAACGAGAGGGCGAUGCUGGCCAACAGAUCAGCAUCGCUCCUCAAAUCCUACAGCCAAGAAGCAGCCAUCGAGCAGCCCAUGGCGCCGCGGCCCACGGCACUGACCCCAGAGUAUCUGUCCUGGACCAGCUCCUCUCCAUACAGCACUGUGCCCUCCUACAGCUCCAGCGGGACUGCAACACCCACCCAAGGGGUGAACAUGGCCAACAGCAUCGCCAGCCUGCGCCUCAAAGCCAAAGAGUUCAGUCUCCAUCAGAACCAAGUGCCGACCGUGAACUGACCAGGGCAAAGCCCACCCCGUGGCCUCAUCCAGGAUACAGCGUGGAGCUCCUGUGCCGGUCCAGGACGAACCCAACCCACACGCCACUCAUCCAAUGUCUCAGCACCUCUUUUCUCCUCUUCUCUUCCCUUUUGAAGGUAGAGUCAGUCCCAGGCCGAAGUGGCACAUAAUUAUAGCCACAUAUGGAGCAAACUUGGUUAGAAACUUGCUUUUCCGCACACCCUUAUAAUAAAGGCUAUAUAUACACACACAUACCCCCCACACGCUCUUCGAGGACAAACAGACUUGCCAAGGGAACAAGAAUUUGCUUCCAAACAUGGAAGGAUCUUGGACUAUUGGAUUUGACCAAUUUGG
Nestor notabilis (Kea) is the source of this 979-nucleotide messenger RNA. It is a transcript of the gene PRRX2, whose product is annotated as paired related homeobox 2. The record is from RefSeq and is a predicted model, not a curated record. Gene Ontology annotation, molecular function: DNA binding; DNA-binding transcription factor activity, RNA polymerase II-specific. The annotation marks the transcript as partial. The transcript is spliced from 3 exons. Gene Ontology annotation, biological process: regulation of DNA-templated transcription. NCBI's taxonomy places the organism in Eukaryota, Metazoa, Chordata, Aves, Psittaciformes, Psittacidae.